Prorocentrum cordatum is the source of this 1258-nucleotide messenger RNA. The record is from the annotation of a GenBank genome assembly. Lineage: Eukaryota; Dinophyceae; Prorocentrales; Prorocentraceae.
GGCUCGGGCAGCGCCGGGCAGGAGUGCACCGCCAGGGACUACAUGAGCAAGCUCCUCGCCUACGUCCACGAGCAGCUCUCGAAUCGGGACGUGUUUCCCAUCGACGAGGGCGCCCUUUUCCCAGAGGAGUCCGAGAGGGUUGCCCAGCAGCUGUCCAGGCGCAUGUUCCGCGUCUACGCGCACGCGUACCUGUCGCACUUCGCGAGGGUCCAGGAGGAGAACCUGGAGGCGGAGCUCAACUUCUGCUACAAGCACUUCCUCUACUUCGUGAAGGAUCGGUUCGACCUCGUCGGCGACCGCGAGCUGCUGCCCUUGCACGAGCUGAAUAAGAGGCCGUCCCGGCGGAGCUCCGCGGGUGAGGCGGCGAGCGCUCCGCCGCGGGCCCCCUGGCGGGCCGCGGGGGGCCGCAGCCGAGGCUGCCGCGGCUUCAGCAGCGGCAGAAGCUCGGCUGCUGCGGGCGGCAGGCCUGGGGGUCUGUCCAUCCCCGAUUUUUCCCGGCUGGGUGAGGCAGUCUUUUCCUGGCUGAGCGAGGCGGCGCACUUCCCUCGUCGUUGGGCGCCCGAGGUCUGGGCCCUGGGCCGCGCACAUGCCGCCGGCCAUGGCUUGCACCCCCCCGCCCUCUUGGCGGGCCCCCCGACGGAGGGGGCUCGCGCCGCCGAGGAGGGUGCGCGCCGCCGGGGCUGCUGCCGAAUUCGCCGCUGCUGGGCGGAGUCGCGCCUGGCCCAGACAUCGGGCGUCUCGAAGACGUCGAGGCCGAGGCUCUGCGUCGGAUGUCUGGCCUCCUCGGGCCCUUUGUUUUGCGCCUUCCCGCGCCGUGGCCCGGAAGGGGGCUCGCCGCUCGGGACGGAAUCGCGCCCUCGCGGCCCUUUGUUUUGCGCCUUCCCGCGCCGUGGCCCGGAGGGGGCUGCUGGGGGAGCCCAGGCUCGCUCGGCGAGAACGUUGCGCGCCCGCCGGGCGCUGCCGAAUUCGCUGCCGCGCGGGGGGUGGGCUGCGGCCGCUCCGCCGCCUUGCCGCUCCCGCCCCGCGCUGCAGCAGCGCCUCGGGGGCAGCGUGUAGGGCACUCGCGGCGGGAGGCUGGGUUCGCCACGCGUGCCGCGCCCCCCCCUUCAACGUUCGCCCCCGCUCCCGCUGCCAGGGGCCUCCCUCGCCUGCUUCGGGGACGCCUGGGCCAGUGCUGGCCCGGCGCGCCAGCGCGCGCGCCGUGCCCGCCGGGGGAGGCGGCGCGGCGCGGGACGGAGGCCGCGCUGCGGUGUGGGCC